This is a messenger RNA of Glossina fuscipes, 1366 nucleotides long. It is a transcript of the gene Vap33, whose product is annotated as vesicle-associated membrane protein-associated protein A. Bases 425 to 1171 code for a protein of 248 amino acids. The record is from RefSeq and is a predicted model, not a curated record. Gene Ontology annotation, biological process: endoplasmic reticulum membrane organization. The transcript has 6 exons. Lineage: Eukaryota; Metazoa; Arthropoda; Insecta; Diptera; Glossinidae. Gene Ontology annotation, cellular component: endoplasmic reticulum membrane; plasma membrane. Gene Ontology annotation, molecular function: FFAT motif binding.
UUUAAUAGCAGCAAUUUGCGUAAAUUAUUUUUAACCGAAUUCACGUUUGUUAUUAAUUACAGCGCAAUUAAAAAUUUUAAAUGUCUUAAAUUGAUGACAAAAUUUCGCAGCGUGUCUUGAUUUAACACGUAUUAAUGUAGUAAAUUUACCCGGCAGUUCUUAAGGAAAAAAGGGAAAUAUAUCGGUGAAACUACUAGCAAAUCAUUAACGAUAUAAAUUUGUAGUCAACGCGAUAGAAGAAGCAUAAAAUUCCCGUGCAGUCAUCAUCGCAUCGUACUAUAUACGCAACGAAGAAAACGAAAGCGAAGGCCGAUAGCUAAAGAAAAAAAAAAGAAGGGACAGGGACGGAAAGAACUUAAUUGAAAUUUCAACAAAUUCUAAAUACUUAUUUCUAAAGUUUAAGUUUGUCAAGUGAAAGGAAAUCAUGGCCAAUUUAACAGAGGCCCAGAAAAAAGCCAAGUUAAUUAUUGACCCACCAUCUGAAUUGCGCUUCCGUGGCCCAUUUAAUCAACCAGUAACCACUAAUUUAAAACUUACAAAUCCAUCGGAUGAGGUCAUCUUGUUUAAAAUAAAAACAACUGCUCCAAAGCGUUAUUGUGUACGUCCGAAUUACGGUGAAGUGCCUUCACGUGGAACGGUUACUGUUGAAAUUUCCCUACAGCCAACCAACUACUUUGACCCUUACGAGAGAUGCAAACAUAAAUUUAUGAUUCAGAGUAUUGUUGCUCCAGAUGUAGAAGAAGAUUUCGGCAAGGGUGUGAAUAUUUGGAAGGAAUUGCCAGCUGAUCGUUUUAUGGAUGCGAAAUUGAAAUGUGUUUUCGAAUUGCCAGGAGAAAAUGAAGAUACAACUAAUGUUAAACUGAUUAAAACAGAAACGAUUGCUCCACCAAAACCUAAAGCUGAGGAAAAGAUUUCGAAUGUGGAAAUAUCAGACCAUUCUGAGACACUGGCAAAUGAAAUGAGACAAUUGCGCGAGGAGAACACCAACUUAAGAAAAGAGGUUUUAAAUUUAAAGGAGCAAAUAUUGCGAGUUAGAACCUCACCAACGAAGGCCCCCAUGGGAGAGCCCUAUACACCGGUCAUUGUCGAAAAGCAAAUACCCAUGUUUUACAUAGCGAUUGCAAUCGCCGCUGCCAUCUUUGGCAUUAUAUUGGGAAAAUUUUUAUUCUGAACUUCUCGUUAUUAAAUGUUGUUUAUAGCAAAAGAAAAAAAGGGCAGCUCGUUUAACCAUGAUGCGACUAAGCAAAUUUCCGACUGCACGCUUUAUACACAUUUAACUAAUGAGAAACUAUUGGAAAAAAAGGAAAAAAAACGAAAACUCAGAAUAAAAUGAAAAAACAAUAUUUCAAAGAAAAAUCCCAGAAAA